UUUAUUAUGGCCCCGCCCUCCUGUGUAGCACUCUGUAUCUAACUGGCGGGUAUAAUGAAAGUGUCUAGAAUAAAUAAUAAUAUAAUAAUAAACAAACAGUAAAUAGAGUUUGAUUUCCAGUAGUAAUUUAUAAAAUAUGAGGUUAUUAAAUGUGUUAUUUAAAUAAGACACUAGAGCUGGCUAACGCUUCUGUGGUGGCUAAGCUAACAGUUUCUGAAGCUUGUGUACACUUUUAUAUUUCCGGUCAGUGAGGAAGGAAACCCGCAGGUUGUGGAGGUGCAGCGGAGCUCCGAGCUCCUGAAGCAUGCAGAGGUGACGUGGACAUGAAUCCGUCAUUCAGGCGCAAAGUCAGCGAUGGCAGAAGCGCAGGAUCCCGAGCUAGGAGCCACCAAAGCGGGGAGCAGGAGGAGAGAACAAGAACCCCGAGUGGGGCUUCAUCUCCAUCCAGAGAAGAUCCGAGUGCUGAGACUGAGUACCAGGAGGGUCCGAGACCAGCAGGAGCGAGGGAAGAAGCGCCGCCUGGUGUGUCAUCAGACGAUGAUGCAGAGAAGAGGCUUAUCAUCACAUUCGAUAACGAGAAAAGCGGCUCGCGGCAAAGCGGCAAAGCGAAAGGAGGAGUGAAGAGGAAGAGAGAGAUGAGUGAACCAGGGUCACAGGGACGAGAGGACGAAGAGGAGGAGGAUGAGCUUAGGCCCGAGGUGGAGAUCGAUCAAGAGCUGGACAGGGAGCUGGAGAACAAGUCUCGGCAGCAUAACCUGACCUCGGCGAACGUGCGCAGUAUUUUACACGAGGUGAUUACCAACGAGCACGUCGUAGCGAUGAUGAAAGCUGCCAUCAACGAGACUGAGCCCGUUCCCGUGUUCGAGCCUAAGAUGACUCGCUCUAAACUGAAGGAGGUGGUGGAGAAAGGAGUGGUCAUUCCUACCUGGAACAUUUCCCCGAUCAAGAAACCAAACAAAUUGAAGGCUCCUCAGUUUGUGGACAUUCCUUUAGAGGAGGAGGACUCGUCUGAUGAAGAGUAUCACCCUGACGAAGAGGAGGAGGACGAGACGGCAGAGGAAACACUUCUGGAAAGCGAUUUGGAGAGUACAGCAUCAUCACCACGUGGCACACGACUAAGCCUCAACAGAUCCUACGAAUAUGAUCAAGAAAACAGCUGCAGCCCCAGACAGAGCUCACGCAGGCCACAGCACGUGCGGGUGGCCGUCGUGCCCAUGGGCCCCCCUCCACCCCCCCAGGGCCUGGAGCCUCCUCGACCCCUGACUGAGUGCAGCUUUAUGGAGAAACUCCAUGCUGUAGAUGAGGAGCUGGCUAUUGGUUCUGACUGCAUGGACUCUUACCAGUCUCUCACCAGUAACGGAGAAGAAGGUGAAGAAAGUCUGAUGGCUUUCCGCACUCGUUCCAAGCGGCCGCUUAGAAACGUGCCCCUGAACCGUUUAGAGGCGGAGCUUCGGGCUCCUGACAUCACUCCAGAUAUGUAUGAGUUUGGCUCCGCCCCCGAGGACAGGGAGUGGACACAUUGGCUGCAGGGACUGAUGAACUCUGACAUGGAGAACGAAGAGGAGGGUGACGACGAGGACGAUCCGGAGUAUAACUUCCUGGCUGAUAUCGAUGAGCCAGAUGUGGAGGAUUACCGCAACGACAAGGCCGUACGCAUCACCAAAAGGGAAGUGAACGACCUGAUGGAGGAGCUGUUUGAUGCUUUUCAGGAUGAUUUAGGGGGCCAGGAUGAGGAAGGCCAUGAGGAGGAAGAGGAAAAAGAGGAAGAAGACAAUCUCCAGCAUGAGCCACCAAGUAUUCUGGAAACAAUUCAGUAUGAGGACCCUCUGGCAGACAUUCUGAAUCAGCGUUACCGCACAGUAAAGGAGCAGCUGGAUGCUAUCCGCAAGCGCAAGGCUCUGUUAGAGAGUAAAGGAGUCGCCAUUCCUCCUAAACGCCCCACUAACUCCGCCUCUUUCUACAUAAGCCCCACCCAGAGGCUCCGCCUCCAGCAGCAUAUGCAACAGCAUAUACAGCUCCUGACUCAGGUGAACAUGCUAAGCCGGUCAGUGGAAGGUCUUCAGACGGAGGCCUCCACAGCUCGACAGUUCCUGUUAGAGCUGCAGUUCUUCGCACAGCAAGGAGAACAUCUACAGCAGGUCACGAAUCCUAGAUUUGUCAGCAUCUUUAGAGCCUGUAACCUGCAGGCUGCUCUGUCGCUCCUUGACGAAUUGGAUCAGUCUCCUAAAUCGGACUCUCAGGGCCCUUGUCCAGUGUUCCCAGGGUCUGAGAUUCCAGCCGAUCUGGCCUGGUUGAUGGUGACACGGCCGGUGUUCCUCUACCCACAGCUACUUCCUGUGGUCCGAGUGCGUCCAUUCAGUCAGAAAGGGCCGUUUACAUCAGCAGAAAAAUGUUUGGUGGUUUUGGGCCACCAGCAUUUAAGCGGCACCGUGAAUCCUUUGAAGCUGACCAGCCAGUACCUGCUCGCAGCGAGGAACUUCAUCUGCCUGAGAAUGUACGUCCGCUCGGAGUGUCGCAAACCACAUCCCAACUUCAUAAAGAGAUUCUUUUUAGAAGGAAAAUGUCCCCCCAUGCCUUUGGCCAGUGAGAAAGUCAGUCCCAGUGAUCAGCGCCCCCCGGUGGAAAGAGAGACACGCCUCAUGCCUCGCUGGCUUUCGGAAAACCUAAAACUAAUCCACGAAGAAGUCCGAAAGUACAUCUUCAGCUCUCCGAUCCUGAGGAAAGUUCUGCCACAAAAGAUCUCUCGUCCUCUCCGUCCUACAGUUUCCCCAGGUACUCGCUACCCUCCCAACCUUCCUGAAUCCCUCUCCCUCGCCCUUAAACCACGACUUCUCCCAAGUGCUGCUUCCUGUCGAAAAAAGGCAUCGCGCGCCGCAUCUUCGCGCUCUCCACCCCAGUCCAAACCACCACCAUCAACCGAAGAUGUGGAGAAAGCUCUGAGUCGUCUCCCUCCUCUUUUGCCAAAGUUUGCGGACCGGAACGACGCUCCCGCUCAGACUGGGGCUUCAAAGAAGCCAAAAAACAAACGCGGCGCUAAAUCCGCUAAAAAUUCCACGAAGCCUCCACCCGUGGGUGCAAAAAAUAAGGUUAUAAAUUCGAGAAACCGACAGAAGCUCGAAACCCAGAGAGCGGUUCAGAGUCCCGCGACAGCAGGUCCAAACGUCAUCGUGACUUUACCGCUCAUUUGUUCUACCCCGAGUGCUACGCUUCUGACACCUCCAUCCUUCACCCCGCUGGUUAACGAGAACAUGAGCCAACGCUGUGGCACUCUUCUCAAACUGAGCAUGGGACAGAAACCUAAUCUAAACCCUUUAUCUGUAUCUUCUCAAUUUAUUCUCCUGCCUACAGGCUACGUUCUUACCAACAGCACUAACCUCCAUCACAGCCAAAAAUCCACCGCAGUUCAUGAACCAGGGCACCUCGAUGUUGUUUUAGGGAACUUUUCAAAAAAUACGGUCAAUCCUCCAAGUAGCUUUGAAGAUAUCACCGUCCAAGAAAACGAUGAAACGGCACCGAAGGUUCACUCGGACGACCUCGAGUGCGGAGAAGACGACUUCAGAGAGCCGUUCCUCACUUUGUCGGAAUCUUCCGGAAGCCCGGCGCCUAGCUUGUCUGGAGAUGACGCCACGGAGGCCGUGACGGACGGGGAAGUGAAAGAUGUAGAAGAACAAAGGCUGACUGACGGAGAGGAAGACGAGAGGGAAUGCGCAGGGAUACCGGAGGAGACGUGGAGAUCCAUUGGAAACAUCACGUCACCUGCUUCUGUAACGUCAGAGCUUCAGACGACGGACAAAUUCUCCAAGCUGGCAUCGGAUUCGAACGGAAAAACACUUUCGGCUGAUGGGGAAUCGGAUGGUGGUGUAACAGGAGCCAUAAUCCCAGAGCCAGAGCUUCUCUAUGAAGAUUUACCCGACGAUCCUCUGAGAGACGUGAAAGACGUAGCCUUUGCACAAGCGUAUUUAGAGAAGGUGUGCGAGGCUCUGCAGGCCGUCCCCGGGAAGGUGGAGGAUUUCCUGAACGUGCUGUACGAGUUUGAACGUAACCCAGAGGGCAGGACUGCAGUGGAGCUCUUCGGGAGACUUAGACCCGUGCUGAGCGACUGGCCUGAGCUGCUGCGGGACUUCGCCGCAUUUCUGCACCCAGAACAAGCCCAAGAGUGCGGCCUGCUGAAGGAGCAGCAGGCGUUCGAAAGGAGUCGGAGGUUCCUCCGGCAGCUGGAGCUUGGUUUCGGAGAGCACUCCAUGCACUACAGGAAGGUUGUGCGCACUCUGCAGCAGGGGCUACCGAAAAGCCACAGAGGCUCAGAGGAGAUGAAGGCUCAGAUAGCGCUGCUCUUUCGUGACCACGCCCACUUGCUGGAAGAGUACUGGGUGUUUUAUGAGCAGCUCCACCCCACGAUGCAAAGUGUCUCCGAUGAUGAAGACGAGGAAGAGAACGAGGUAGAGCCUGACAACAUGCCCAGUGCGCAAAUGAUGGAAAGUCUGAAGAAGGCGGAAAAAGAUCAAAGCCACAUGCAGAGUACCGAUGGUCUUGCAGAAACGGAGAUGAUGGACGAGCAGAGCGGAGAAGAAGAUCCACAGUCCCACUUUCAAGCGUCACAGAGUCCCGUUUGUGCCAAAAACUGUUCACGCAUGCCAAGUGGAGAGAAAGUUGUGCUCUGGACCAGAGAGGCAGAUCGUGUGAUACUCACUGCAUGUCAGUGGAGAGGAGCCUGUCACAGCACUUUUAAAUCUGUUGCAGCUCAGCUGGGCAACAAAACGGCCACAGAGGUUGGCGCACGCUAUCAGGACCUCAUAAAACUGUUCCACACGUCCACGAAGCCGCAUAACAGCAGCCAGAUGGACCCUGAGGGCCAGUUCCGUCCGACUGAAGAGAAACCAGACUAGUUGCUUGUCCACGAUUCAUAAAAAAAAAAUUAAAAAAACUAAUAUUAAUUGUGUUCGAUUAAGAACGCUAGGAACACCAACUCUGAGGUCAGAUAAACCAGUCUUAGACACAGGAAACAUCUGGGGUCUCUUGUUUAACUUAAUUGUUAGACUGAAAGGCAGUUUUUUUACUAAAAUCUUGGUGUGGAAAAAAAUUGUGGUUUGAGGUAAAAACACUGAAGUUGGACGGUGGUUGUGUAUGGUUGAGCUGCGUCAGAGUGAACUUUUGGAAAAUUUGCUACAGACGAAGUUUUUCUCCAUGGACAUCGGAACAAUAUAUGAAAUUGUAUUUUGCACUAUGAAUGUUCACAGGACACGGGAAUAUGGGACAUCAGUGCAUCCUACACUAUACACACAUUAAUGCACAUUCAUAAACUUGGCUUAAUCAAUGGACAAAUUAUUACACCCAAAAUUUUUCCUGGAGGAAACCAGAGAACCAGGAUGAACGUUACAGAAAGCCAAAAGGGUGUUAUGAUGGUCGAAGGUUGUAGCAUGACUCAGCUGGUCUGACAUUAAAAUGCAAAGAAUACUUGAACACACAAAAUGUUUUUGAAUAAAAAUGAUCAAUGUAUUUAUUAGUGUGAAACUGUUGAGAGGAAAUUAGCUGUCUUAUUUAUAUUUUUAUGGUCAGUUUAAAAAAAAACAAAAAAUAAAACAUGACAGGCUGAUAAACCUUGUGUGAAAUUGAGGUGCUGUGACAGAUUUUUGUAAUAAUGUGGUGCUUAUGUGCUAAUAAAAACAAAAAAAUGCGG
Molecule: messenger RNA, 5677 nt
Organism: Silurus meridionalis
Lineage: Eukaryota; Metazoa; Chordata; Actinopteri; Siluriformes; Siluridae
Gene: gon4la
Product: gon-4 like a
Biological process (GO): regulation of DNA-templated transcription
Cellular component (GO): nucleus
Molecular function (GO): transcription coregulator activity
Source: RefSeq, a predicted model, not a curated record